Drechmeria coniospora is the source of this 1695-nucleotide messenger RNA. Its product is annotated as epsin-like protein ent1 2. NCBI's taxonomy places the organism in Eukaryota, Fungi, Ascomycota, Sordariomycetes, Hypocreales, Ophiocordycipitaceae. The record is from RefSeq and is a predicted model, not a curated record. The transcript is spliced from 4 exons. Gene Ontology annotation, cellular component: clathrin vesicle coat; endosome; plasma membrane. Bases 1 to 1695 code for a protein of 564 amino acids. Gene Ontology annotation, molecular function: clathrin binding; phospholipid binding. Gene Ontology annotation, biological process: endocytosis; actin filament organization.
AUGUCGAAGGUGAUGCGAAGCGUCAAAAAUGUGACCAAGGGGUACUCUUCUGCCCAGGUAAAAGCCCGUGAAGCCACGAGCAAUGAGAACUGGGGCCCCUCGUCGAGUCAGUUGUCCGAAUUAGCACAGAUGACAUUCAACACAGCCGGAGAGUUCCACGAUGUCAUGGAUAUCGUUGAUCGAAGGUUGAAUGACAAAGGAAAGAACUGGCGUCACGUGCUGAAGGCUUGCAAAGUGCUGGAUUAUUGCUUGCAUUCCGGCUCCGAGAUGGUUGUGACGUGGGCGCGGCAGAACAUCUACAUCAUCAAGACGCUCCGCGAAUUUCAGUACAUUGACGAGGAUGGCCGCGAUGUUGGCCAGAACGUGCGGGUUGCUGCGAAAGAGCUCACAUCCCUCAUCCUCGACGAAGAACGACUCCGGGCCGAACGAAGCAAUACGAAGUCGUGGCGGUCACGGGUGACUGGCCUGGAGGACUACGCACCCCAGUCCCCCGAAGCGGCGCCGCCGCGACGCCCUCGCGAUAGACAGACGACGAAUGAUGAAGAGGAUGCCGAGUAUCGUCUGGCCCUCGAAGCGAGCAAGUACCAGGAGGAAGAGGACAGGAAGAAGCGGCAGGGACUGCAGAAUGAUGACGUCGACGAUGACCUGGCCAAAGCCAUCAAGCUUAGCAAGGAAGAGGAGGAGAGGAGGCGUCGCGAGGAGACCAACGCGACGUCUCUGUUCGACGACGGACCUGUGCAGACGCCACAGCCGCAGCACACCGGCUUCAACCAAGGAUAUCAACAGGGCAACCCCGUCGAUUUCUUCGCCAACCCCAUCGACCAGAACCAACUGCAGACGCAGCCGACGGGGUACAUGCCCGGCGCGUACACGGGAUUCCAGCAGCCGCAGCCGACGGGCUUUCAACCCGGCUACAACAAUGCCUUUGCCGUGCAGCCAGGAGUGGGCGUGGACCCCUACGGCCAGCAGCAACAGAACAUGCUGGCCUUCCAACCGCAGCCGACGGGCUUCAAUCCCUACGCGCAGCAGCAGCAGCAGCAGCAGCAGCCACAAAUCCAGCCGCCGCUUCCUUCCGAACCUGUCCUCCAGCCAGGCAGCAACAAUCCGUGGGCGACGAACAAGGGUCAACAGCAGCAGUCCUUGGCCCCUACGCCCACGGGUUCCAACAAUCCGUUUGCCCAGUUCGGCCGCCCUCAGUCGGCGAAGCCGGCGACGUCCAACCUUGGCUCGCUGCCGGAGCAGAAGACGCUAUCGACCUUCAACCAGCAGCCGCAGCAGCAGCCGCAGCAGCAGCCGCAGCUCCAACAGCAGAAGCCGGGCCUCGGUCGGCACCAGUCGUUCAACACGCCUCAGAAUGGUAUGAGCGAGUACGAAUCCAAGUUGAACUCGCUACUCGCCACGGGCGAUGGCAUGGAUACGUACGGCAACACGGGAGACCUUCGCAUCCCGGCCCAGCACACGGCUCCGGGAACGUUUGCCAACAGCGCCGGGUCGGGCGUCCAGAGGCUCGCGCAAGAUGCGACGGGUGCCAACCCCUUCAUGCGGCAGCAGUACACGGGCAUGCCCAACGUCAGCUACGGGAGUCAAGUUUCCAACGCGACUGGACCUGCUGGGAUGAACGGCCAGGGAGGCAACCCAUUCGGGACCCAACGGCCACCGCAGCAUCCGCAGAGCAACGACUUGAUUCAGUUCUGA